GCAAAAGUGAUAACACGGCCACGAACAGUGAUUUGUUACAUAUGUGGCCGUGAGUAUGGAACAAAAUCUAUUAGUAUUCAUGAACCACAGUGCUUGAAAAAAUGGCACCAGGAAAAUGACAAGCUACCCAAGAACUUGAGAAGGCCAGAACCUAAAAAGCCUGAAGUCAGAACUGUGCAAGCCAAAGGUUUCUAUGAUCUUGAUUCUUUAAAUGAGGCUGCCUGGACCAGCGCCCAGAACCAGCUAGUUCCAUGUGAUAUUUGUGGACGUACUUUUCUUCCAGACAGACUAAUCGUCCACCAGAGGUCCUGUAAACCGAAACCUGUGUGA
Messenger RNA from Acanthisitta chloris (rifleman), 330 nucleotides. RefSeq names its product zinc finger protein 474 (gene ZNF475). Lineage: Eukaryota; Metazoa; Chordata; Aves; Passeriformes; Acanthisittidae. The annotation marks the transcript as partial. The transcript has 2 exons. The record is from RefSeq and is a predicted model, not a curated record.